UCUGGGGAUCAGUGUUUGUAUGGGGAGCACGGCUGCUGUGUGCUGAGCCGGCUCUGGCUGCUCCCGGUUCAUUGUGCAGUGUGGUGUGUGGCUGCGCACUCCCAAUGGCCAGCGCUGCGGCGCAGCCGCUGUGAGCGGACUGUCCGCGCAUUAGGACCCAGCGGCCGCACUGACGCAGCACCGCGCCUCCAUCAGCUGCUGGGGACCGGCACCGGAGACCGGAGCGGACCCGGAGCGGAGCCGGGCACCGGAGCGGAGCGGGGCACAGGCCACGGGCACCGGCAGCCGCACCGACUCCGGGUACCGGGCCCGGCCGCGGGCCGACAUGAGAGCGGCCCUGAGCCCGGCGGCGCCCCCCGGCCCAACCGCCCGGGGCGGCAGCAAACGGCAGCAGCGGACUUCACUCACGAGCAGCGGCAGGAUGAGUGGUGAAGCGGCUGGCACGAAGCCACUGAAGGUGGGAUCCCGUGUGGAGGUGAUCGGGAAGGGGCACCGAGGCACCGUGGCUUACGUUGGUGCCACCAUGUUUGCCUCCGGGAAGUGGGUCGGAGUGAUCCUGGAUGAUGCCAAGGGCAAGAACGAUGGCACGGUGCAAGGCAAGCGCUACUUCACCUGUGAGGACAACCGAGGCAUCUUCGUGCGCCAGUCACAGAUCCAGGUUGUGGAAGACGACACCACUUCCCCUGACACUCCCCAGGAACCGUCUGCUUCCAAGGUGCCCAAGCGAGAGAUUGCUGAGACACCUAAAAGCAGCAAGCUGCGAGGAGCAAAGCCCAAAAAGACUCCAGCUGCAAGAAAGCAACCCGUCCGACGCACCAAGCCUACCCGCAAUGCAAGCUCCGCACCCUCCAGUGUGGGCACUCCCUCAUCAGCCACUCCCUCGCCCUCGGCCGGAGAGAUGAGCAGCAGUGAUCCAGGGACCCCAGCACUGACCCCUCUGGCUGCCCCCAUUGUGCCCACACCAGCUGGGCUGGCAGCCCCGCCGGCACCUCCGCUGCUGUCUCCCAAGGAGGAGGAGAGCCUGCGGGCGCAGGUGAAGGACCUGGAGGAGAAGCUGGAGACACUGAAGAUGAAACGGAACGAGGACCGUGCCAAGCUGAAGGAGCUGGAGAAAUGCCGGAUCCAACUCGAGCAGCUGCAGGAGUGGAAACACAAGAUGCAGGAGCAGCAGAGUGAGCUGCAGCGGCAGCUCAAGGAGGCAAAGAAGGUCCGACCGCUGUCCUGCGGCCCCCGUCUCCGUCACCCGCGGCCCCCGUCCCUGUCACCGUCACCCGCGGCCCCUGUCACCCCGCGGCCCCCGUCCCUGUCACCGUCACCCCGCGGCCCCCGUCUCCGUCACCCGCAGCCCCCGUCACCCGCAGCCCCCGUCACCUCGCCACCCCUGUCACCCUGCAGCCCCCGUCACCAUCACCCACGGCCCCCGUCACCAUCACCCGCGGGUCCCGUCUCCCUGAUGCCCACAGCCUCUGUCUCCCUGAUGCCCACAGCCUCCGUCUCCCUGAUGCCCACAGCCUCCGUCUCCGUCACCUGCGGGUCCCGUCUCCCCACCACCCGCGGGUCCCCCUGGGGCCUGGGGGCAGGGUCUGGGGCUGGGGGCAGGGGAUGGAGUCCGGGGCUGGUGUCUGCUGCUGGGGUUGGGGGCUGUGGUCGGGGUGGGGUCAGGGGGCAGGGGCUGGGGAUGGUGUCUGAGAUUUCAAGUAUCCACAGCAUUUUAGUUUCAAACAAUUUUCUAUACCCCAUUGAGUAA
Pristis pectinata (smalltooth sawfish) is the source of this 1747-nucleotide messenger RNA. Its product is annotated as dynactin subunit 1-like. Gene Ontology annotation, biological process: nuclear migration; establishment of mitotic spindle orientation. Gene Ontology annotation, cellular component: axon; kinetochore; microtubule associated complex. Lineage: Eukaryota; Metazoa; Chordata; Chondrichthyes; Rhinopristiformes; Pristidae. The record is from RefSeq and is a predicted model, not a curated record. The transcript is spliced from 10 exons. Bases 326 to 1747 code for a protein of 473 amino acids.